CUCGCCGUAGCUCCCGGUUGCUAAGCUCGGCGCGUCCCAUAGCAACGCCCUGCAAGUUUUGUGUGAGCGUCUGAUUCCUCCCUAUACCGGAGUGUGUGACCUGUGUCCCCGGUGUACCGGGCUCGUCUGUGUCUAUGGCGUCCGCUGCCAGCGUCUUCCUUCUCAAUGUCACCGGGCAGAUCGAGAGUGCCGAGUUUCCUGAAUUUGAUGAACUUUACUGCAAGUACUGCUUUGUGUAUGGACAUGACUGGGCACCGACCUCUGGGGUGGAAGAAGGAAUAUCCCAGAUUGCUUCUAAAAACAGAAAUAUAAAGCAAGAGAUUGUGUGGAACUUCCCUAUUGAGAUAACGUUCAAAAGUACCAAUCCCUACGGAUGGCCGCAGAUUGUGAUCAGCGUCUAUGGACCGGACGCCUUUGGGAACGACGUUGUCAGAGGUUAUGGAGCCGUUCAUCUCCCCUUUACUCCAGGAAGACAUAAGAAGACAAUUCCCUUGUUUGUUCCCGAGUCAUCCUCCAAGCUACAGAAGUUCACAAGCUGGUUCACGGGACGACGUCCAGAAUUCACCGACCCGAAAGUGGUGGCGCAGGGUGACGGCAGAGAAGUUACCAGAGUGCGGUCACAAGGCUUCCUGACACUGUCCUUCAACGUGGUCACAAAGGACCUGAAGAAACUGGGCUACACCAACAGCACCAGCGACCCCCCACACCCGGUGGUGACGUCCCACCCUUAACCAUCUACUUACUACAAAGCAAGAUACUGUGUUAGAAAGAACUUCU
Molecule: messenger RNA, 777 nt
Organism: Nanorana parkeri
Lineage: Eukaryota; Metazoa; Chordata; Amphibia; Anura; Dicroglossidae
Gene: B9D1
Product: B9 domain containing 1
Exons: 7
Coding region: 135-731 (198 amino acids)
Biological process (GO): cilium assembly
Cellular component (GO): MKS complex
Source: RefSeq, a predicted model, not a curated record